GAGAGAAAGGUGAGAAGAAAAGAAGACAGUGCAGUCCAACUAAUACCAACCUUACUUCACUCAAGGGAGGUCCACCUCUCUCUCUCUUUCUCUCUCUCCCUCUCUCUCUCUUUAUAUCCAACCAUCUGUACUCUCUUCUCCUUUCAGGGCUCUACUUCCUCUCUGGCUCUCUCCUUUCGGAGCUCAAAAAGAAAAGAAAAAAAAAUAUUCGAAGAGAGCUGUAACCCUGAAACCAAAUCAAAUCAAUUGAGUCCUUUUGGCUUCGGAUCAUUGAUCGGUUUGUACGUUAAUGGCGUCCCCGCCAGAUACAAGCAAAACCACCAAGCUGGAGCGCUACAACAGCUACCUCCGCCGCGUGAACAGUACCAAGUUCUUAGCUGCCUCCUCCAAACUCCUCUUCCGAGUCACCCUUCUCGUUGCUCUCAUUCUCAUUUUCUUUUUCACUCUUAAUUAUCCUCCGCUUUCUGAUAACCCCCACCAUGUCCACCUGCAUCACCACCAGAACUUCAUCGCCUCGGCCUUCUACGGCAACGGCGCCACCUGGGAAAAGAAAGUCCGCCACUCGUCCACCCCUCGCAGGCCCAAUGGCUUCUCCGUGUUGGUGACUGGGGCUGCCGGAUUCGUCGGAACCCACUGUGCACUGGCCUUGAAGAAACGAGGCGAUGGAGUUCUUGGCCUGGAUAACUUCAAUUCCUACUACGACCCUUCACUGAAACGAGCCCGUCAAUCUCUUCUGUCCAAACACCAAAUCUUCGUCGUAGAAGCUGAUUUGAACGACGCUCCAUUACUCUCCAAGCUCUUCGACGUCGUGCCGUUCACUCACGUCCUCCACUUGGCUGCUCAAGCGGGUGUGCGCUACGCCAUGAAGAACCCACAGUCAUACGUGAACUCCAACAUAGCCGGGUUGGUGAAUCUACUGGAGAUCGCCAAAUCCGCCCAACCUCAACCCGCCAUUGUCUGGGCAUCGUCCAGCUCCGUCUACGGCCUCAACACCCAGAACCCAUUUUCCGAAUCCCACCGGACGGACCAACCAGCGAGUCUCUACGCCGCAACGAAGAAGGCUGGAGAAGAGAUCGCCCACACUUACAACCACAUCUACGGCCUCUCGAUCACAGGGCUUCGCUUCUUCACCGUCUACGGUCCAUGGGGCCGACCCGACAUGGCUUACUUCUUUUUCACCAAGGAUAUUCUCCAAGGGAAGCCCAUUACGAUCUACCAGACCCAGGACGACAGGGAGGUCGCCCGAGACUUCACGUACAUCGACGACGUCGUGAAGGGGUGCUUAGGCGCGCUCGACACGGCGGAGAAGAGCACCGGAAGCGGCGGGAAAAAGCGGGGCCCGGCGCAGCUCAGAAUCUACAAUCUGGGGAACACGUCGCCGGUGUCGGUGGGGAAGCUGGUCUCGAUCCUUGAAGGACUUCUGAACGUAAACGCGAAGAAGAACAUCUUGAAGAUGCCGAGGAACGGCGACGUGCCAUUCACCCAUGCUAACGUGAGCCUGGCGUACAGGGACUUCGGGUACAAGCCCACCACCGAUUUGGCGACAGGGUUGAGGAAAUUUGUCAAGUGGUAUGUUAGUUAUUAUGGAAUUCAAUCGAGGGCAAAUAAGGAAAACGGAAGUUUCGACGGCGACGGUGCCGGAGCUGAAUCCUCCUGAUCGUAAUUCCGUCCACCGAUCUUUUUUUUUUUUUAUCUUUCCUUUUUGUGAAUUUUUGUUUUCAAAAUAUUUAUGUUUUCUCUUGUCCAGUUGUUCCUUGUUGGUCUUGAUGUAGCAUAUAUUUAUAGGACAUAAAACAGGGGAAAAAAGAAAAAGCAGGAUUGAAAGAACAUAGGGAACAAAGAGAGAUAAAGGGAAGGGUUUGUUGGGGGUGUUUUGGCUGUAAUAAUGCGAGUAAAGUAUGUAGCAUCUGCGGUUCGAAUCUGCUAGAAAGGGUGCAGAUCGGCCGUCCGAUUGAUAUCAAAGAUUCGUGAUUGAAUUGAACAAGAAAAAGAUGAUAUUUCGAUUC
Messenger RNA from Nelumbo nucifera (sacred lotus), 2006 nucleotides. RefSeq names its product UDP-glucuronate 4-epimerase 6-like. NCBI's taxonomy places the organism in Eukaryota, Viridiplantae, Streptophyta, Magnoliopsida, Proteales, Nelumbonaceae. The record is from RefSeq and is a predicted model, not a curated record.